This is a messenger RNA of Ostreococcus lucimarinus CCE9901, 1344 nucleotides long. RefSeq lists its product with no specific name. The coding region runs from base 1 to 1344 and encodes 447 amino acids. The record is from RefSeq and is a predicted model, not a curated record. Lineage: Eukaryota; Viridiplantae; Chlorophyta; Mamiellophyceae; Mamiellales; Bathycoccaceae. Gene Ontology annotation, cellular component: membrane. The transcript has a single exon. Gene Ontology annotation, molecular function: acyltransferase activity, transferring groups other than amino-acyl groups. Gene Ontology annotation, biological process: polysaccharide biosynthetic process.
AUGGUCGUCGAGGCGCGAGGGAAGGCGACGGGGCGCGAGGGCGACGCGCCUCGGACGCGCGAACGAGCGCGGAAGGGCUCGCGGAUGGUCAUCGCGCGCGCCGCGGGCGAAGGCGUGAAGGUGGAGUCGGUGAAAAAACCGCGAUUGCCCGCGCUGGACAGCGUGCGGUUCUUUUUGAUCACGUACAUCUCGGUCGGGCACUUUAUCGCGUGCGCGACGAAGAACGCGCUCGCGCUCGCGGCGUUUUCGCAAGUCAACGUCGUCGUCGGAGCGUUUUUCGUGCUCAGUGGGUACGUCGCGGCGUACACGACGACGGAGCUGGGCAAGUACGAAGCGCAGACGGGGCGAUUACGCCCGACUCCAAAGUAUUUCGUCAGUCGCGUGAUGGGGUUUUAUCCGCUGUACUUUGUCGUCAACUGCGUCUUCGCGCCGAUGUUUUUUUAUGCGGAUUCGUUUUACAACGGGCCGUUGACGGCCGCUGUGCACGGUUUCAUGACGUUUACUCUCACCCAAGCGUGGUUCCCCAUGCACGCCGAGCUUUGGAACGCGCCGACGUGGUUUUUGAGCGCGUUCACGUUUGCCUUGGCGGCGAUGCCGUUCGCGUUGCCGAGCGUGGCGCGCUUCAAGCGCGAGCACUUGCAUUCGGUGUUCAAGGUGCUGAUAAUCGUGUCUCUCUUGGCGAAGAUCGCGUACUCCUACGAUCUCAACGCAUGGGGCUUCAUGGAAGGCAUGAUGUCCGCGAAGACGCACCCAAACUGGCUGUACUUUAACUCGGUGCGAUUUUCACCCUUCAACGCUUUGAUCGACGUCUUACUCGGCGCCGUCGCCGCGCGAACCGUCAUGGUGGACAGCGCCGAGGGCGAGUCCGUGCCGAAGCAAAACAAACUUUUGGCGUGCUCGGCGACGCCGUUGGUGGCCAUGGUGGCGUUUCUAGCCGCUCGCGCGCUCGGCGUCGUCGCAGUCAACGACGCGUUAUCGAGGACAAUUUUCACCGUUUUGUUCUCCGCGUUCGCCGUCAACGUACACCGAGAGACGGUGCGCGAGGGCGGUGAGGGGUCUUUGGUCUCGAAGAUUCUUUCGCUAAAACCUUUGGUGUACCUCGGAACGAUUUCGUUCCCGAUUUACAUCUUACACGGUCCCAUCGGUCAGGUGUUUUACAAGCGCGUCGUGGCGACGAAACUCUUCGGCAAGGUUUUCACCCAGUACCCGCAAUUUUUCCCAAUCUACCUCCUCAUCGUUCUCGUCGCCGCCAUGCUGACGCACGAGUUUUUCAUUAAGAAUAAAAAAGUGCAAGAGCUCAGUAAAGCGGUGAGCGACAAAGCCACGGCGGCGUUGACGGAUUAA